AGUAAGUAUGAAUUAGUAGCUUGUAAGGAAACAAGUUUCACUUCUCUUCCUUUCAUACUCAUGCAGUUUUUCAUAACCGGUGUGGUUUCUUUUUUUCCCCAGAAUUUGUUUUUCUUUCACAGUUUUAUUUGUCUGCAAUAAGUUUUAUAUUCCACAAUUCUGAAAAAUUUCAGGUUGGAUGAGUUGUUAUUUCAGUAGAAGCUGGAGUGGUAAUUCUUACUAAGAUUACUUUCUUUGUAUUUAUGUAGCAGCAGUACUACAUAUCCUUGGUUUGUGAUCCACCAGUUUAAGUGUACUUAGUUCUUUUUUGAUGCUGUGUUUGUGCAAUGAACAUUUUUGUGAGGACCUCUCACAAAUACACCUUUGGUUCAAGUUUAAAUAUUUAUAAGCCUGUAAGAGAAGAUAAAUUUUCAAUUCUGAUUAUUCUGUCAGUGAUUUAGACAAUGACCCCAGAGAGGCCCCAUCUUUUAUUGUAUGCUUUGCUUUUUACUGAUGUGGAACAAAUAGGACUAAGGCAAAAGAGGUAGACAGUGAACUUGCAGAGAGAUCUUUUUACGAUGAGAAUUAGAAUUUUGUGAUUUGGUCAUACAUGCUGCAGCGCCAAACAGUUUGAAUGCAAUGUUUUGAUAUGCAUGCAAAUUAAUAGAAAUAUACUUGCAGUCUUCUUUCAGCUGUUGCUCCUUUUUUGAAUGGAUAAAUUAGUUGUUUUCUGUUUGGUAGAGCAAUCCAAGAAGGAAAAAACUGCACAAAGAAGUGUUUUACAUAUCCUGUAUUUCUAGAUGCAUUAAAUGAAAUAGCCAUUUUCAUCAACUUGAACUGUUGUGUCACUGCAAUAGACUCUAUAUGAGGCAUUUUUGUUGUGCAGGCAUCAAUUGCACUGCAAAAUUUUGCCAAAUAUGAGCUGACGUUUAAAAAUUACUGGUUUCUAUUUCAUGGCAUAGCUUGUUUGACUUGUCUUGAUUUCAAAAAAUUGCCUUUAAAAGUACUUCCAGAUACAGUGCAGCAUAGAACAACAGCAUGGUGUUUAAAAGCAAAAAAGGUAGACCUGGUAAUUAUCAACUUAAAAAGCACCCAUAAAUAAACCAGUGCCUUUCACUCUGCAGCAAAAUGUGGAAAUUCCACCUCCACGUUCAACUCAGUGAUGGAUAUUGUCUCAGUUCAAAAAAUGGGAAUGUUUCUCUAAGGCAGCAAAACCAACUAAUUUGAUUCUUCUUAUUCUUGGCUUUACUAACUUGAUGGCCUGUUGCCAAAAAUCAAUGAUGCAGUCACAAGCAAGUGCUUAAGCGCUUCCUUUCCCUCCUUUUAUUUCAUCUGGACUCUUGCAUGCUAGGAAUUGAAAUUCUUAGAGUCUGCUUAGAGUAAGAGAUCUCCUCUAUCUAAACUUCCCUGAAACCAUUGAUAACAUAACUUUGCAACCUGUUUGUAUGUAUUGUUUUCUUUUCUUCCACCUUGGCUGCAAACUCUCUCAGGUCUCCGCUGGUUCAUCCGCCAAGCCAUGGAUGCCGCUCGACCCACAACAGCCCAAUUCACACUGCUACUGGCUCACGACUCACUCAGAACUUCUCUGUGUCUGUUCCCACUCUCAUCUACACUGGAUUCCUUUCAAUGAAGAUCCCAAUCCCAAUACAUAUUCAUCAGGACCCUCCACCCCUCUGAAAAACCAAACCUAUUCCUUUUCACCUUCCAAGUCCUACAGUCGACAGUCCUCUUCUUCUGACACAGAUUUGAGUUUGACACCCAAAACUGCACCUUCCCCACAGGGACCUAGGAUUUUCCUGUUUCCCAGCUCCCCUACACUCUCUUGUGAUUUCCCACAUCUUAAAAAGUCCUGUCUCCUCCUCUCGGGGUCUAGCAUUAAACCUCUACACUCUAGCCAUGUCAGCCCAGUUGUUCUGAGGAAAAGUGUUUCUUUCACUGAAGAGCUGCUUCUGGCUGCUUCUGGAAUGGGCAGUGGGAGUGCUGGAAAAGAAGGGGGGCCAUUUAAAACUCUUUUAAGACAACAGACUCAGUCAGCUCUGGAACAAAGGGGAGGAUCGCCCCGUAGGUUCUGUACCAGGCGGGAAUUCCCGUUCUUCACCCUCACCACCUUCCCGCCAGGCUUCCUGCUCCACGUCGGGGGCGUCGUCAGCGCGCGCUCGGUGAAGCUGCUGGAUCGCAUCCACAAUCCUGCCUUUGUCGGAAUAAUGGGUAACACAAGAUCAUACAAACUGCUAGACUGGAAUAGUUUCAAUUCAGAUGAACCGGAGACACGAGAUGCCUGGUGGGCAGAAAUCAGACAAGAAAUAAAAUCCCAUGCCAAGGCAUUGGGUUGUCAUGCUGUAGUGGGCUACAGUGAAUCAACCAGCAUUUGUGAAGAGGUCUGUAUUUUGUCUGCAUCUGGCACAGCAGCUGUACUGAACCCUAGGUUCCUUCAGGAUGGCACCAUGGAAGGCUGUUUGGAACAAAGGUUGUCUUGGCAGCCUGGCUUCUUUUCCAUAGGGUCAGAGAAGGGAGAGGUUGAUUUUUUUCCUCAGAGCCAAGAUAGUUCUUCUCUAUUAGGGAUUGAAGAAGCUUCACCACCAGGCUGUGGAUUUUGCCAUAUCCCAUAUGAUGAAUUGAACAUGCCAUUUCCUGCUCACCUCACUUACUGUUACAACUGCAGGAAGCAAAAAGUUCCUGAUGUCCUUUUCACCACAAUUGAUCUUCCUGUCGAGGCAAUAGUUGUUGGGAAGGGAUGUCUUAUUCAAGCCAGGUUGUGCCGGCUGAAGAAGAAAGCCCAGGCUGAAGCAAAUGCAACCUCUAUCAGUAACCUCCUGCCAUUCAUGGAGUAUGAGGUGCACACACAGCUGAUGAACAAACUCAAGCUGAGGGGAAUGAAUGCCCUCUUUGGGCUGAGAAUCCAGAUCACUGUGGGGGAAAAUAUGCUGAUGGGCUUGGCAUCUGCAACAGGUGUGUAUUUAGCAGCUUUGCCAACACCUGGAGGUAUUCAGAUUGCUGGGAAGACUCCAAAUGAUGGCACCUAUGAGCAGCACAUAUCCCAUAUGCAAAAGAAAAUAAAUGAUACAAUAGCAAAGAACAAGGAACUUUAUGAGAUUAAUCCUCCAGAGUUACCUGAAGAAAUUAUUGGGUCUCCCAUUCCAGAGCCAAGACAACGUUCCAGGCUGUUGAGAUCGCAGUCAGAAAGCUCUGAUGAAGUUACAGAGCUUGACCUUUCACAUGGGAAGAAGGAUGCUUUUGUCUUGGAGAUUGAUGACACAGAUGCAAUGGAAGAUGUACAUUCUUUACUGACAGAUGUUCCACCACCUUCUGGUUUCUACAGUUGCAACACAGAAAUUAUGCCUGGUAUAAAUAACUGGACACCAGAAAUUCAAAUGUUCACAGCAGUUAGAGUGUCCAGAUUAAGCAACAUUAACCCAACAAAUCAAACACUCAAUAAGAACUUUAAUGAUCUCUGUGAGAAUCUGUUGAAGAGUUUGUAUUUUAAACUGCGGUCCAUGGUUCCUUGCUGCCUUUGCCAUGUGAACUUCACAGUGGCUCUGCCAGAGGAUGAGCUGGUCCAGAUUGCAGUCACAGCUGUUGCCAUUACAUAUGACAAAAACCAAGCGCUACAAGCCAACAAAGCACCUACAGAAAAAUCACAGCAAAGAGCAUCUACAGACAAUGAAGAACAGCUACAAUUUCCCCUGGAACUUUGCUCUGAUCCCCUUUCUUCUCAACCAUUCUCUCCAGCUAAAGAAGUCCUGGAGGGUGCAAGCUCCCACACAGGUAUUCCUGCUGCUCAGAGAGCAACGUCAGUUGAUUACAGUUCCUUUGCAGACAGAUGCAACAGCUGGAUAGAGCUCAUUAAACUGAAAGCUCAGACCAUAAGGCGCGGAUCAAUUAAGACAACGACUUCCCUUGAAAAAGCAAGUCCAUUGGCUGAGGGAUACUUACGGCACCGUUCUGUCCCAUCGUGCACCAAUUCCACUGUCUCAGUUGUUAAGAUGACACCUCUUUCCUUUCUCCCUGGGGCGAAAAUAACCAAAUACCUUGGGAUAAUCAACAUGUUUUUUAUACGAGAAACCACUUCUUUGCGUGAGGAGGGUGGUGUCAGUGGCUUCCUGCACGCUUUUAUUGCUGAAGUGUUUGCCAUGGUGAGAGCCCAUGUUGCAGCUCUGGGAGGGAAUGCAGUUGUGUCAUACAUAAUGAAGCAGUGUGUUUUCAUGGAGAACCCAAACAAAAAUCAGGCUCAGUGCUUGAUCAAUGUCAGUGGUGAUGCUGUCAUCUUUGUCCGUGAGUCUGAGCUGGAGAUGCUGCCAGUGCAGCCUUCUGCAGCUGCUCCUCAGCACACGAGUUCUGCAGGAGAUGUCACAACAUGAAGGCACAGCAAGUGAAGUAGUCACUGCUGCAUAUAACGGUUAUUUAAAAUGUGGGAAUCUUUAGGUUUGCAUCUUCAAAGUCAGUAUCUUUCCAUGACAUUCACAGCCAAAAUCCAGGACAAUCACUCUUUUUUUGUUGUCGUACAACUUAGGUAAGUCAGAGCAGCGAACUGGCAAACUGGCAGUGUGCUCUGGUUCUUCUGUUACUGUGCUUGGCCUCUGUGAAACCAGGCAGCAGGUGAAGCACUCACAGGAGAACUUGGAUUAGAAUAGCAGGCGUCUCAUGGAACUGUGGAAGGAAGGAAAAAUUCUGUUCCAUUUUUGAACUGUUCAGUGGGACCCUGAUAAUUUGUCAUUCAGAGCCAUUUCCGAGUUUGAGUGUUCUCUGAGCUGAUUCUCAGGUCAGGGUGGGAGGGACGUGCCUGAGAAGUCUGUGUUGGAAACCUUUGAUGGAGAAGGGAGAGAUUUGUGUGCAGGCCAAGAAAACAUGGGCUGGACUCUGAAGUUCCUUUGCAUCGUAGAGUGUGAAGAUGAAAAAGGAGAACCAAAAAGUUACGGUUUGAAUUUCUGCUCAUUGAAAGUUUUUUUUUCUUAUUUUGUUGUUGUUUUUAUAUUUGGGAGCUGGAGUGUGGUGUUUUUUGUUUGUUUGUUUGUGGGUUUUUGGUUUUUUUGUUUGUUUUUUUUUUUUUUUUUUCCAGACCACAAUGCUGUGAUCCUGGGCGUCCCUGUGGUGGGACAAAAAAGCCCCAGAACACAAUAAAAAGUUGCAGGGUGUGUCUGGUCCUAGUACAAGAUGUUAAUUUCAGUAUUGACAAAGCAGGUCUUUUGUUAUUUAAGACUUUGUGAAUGAAUUGUCCUGAGAUUCAUUUUCUUAAGGCAGGAUCUGUUUCAAGGAUGACCUAAACAGUCCCCCCAAAAUGGCUUGUGCAGAGGUUAUUCUGCAGCCUCCUUCCUGUUUAAAUGUCUGGCUAAUUGGAGACUGAUUUAUGUGUGUGACACUGGUUCCACUAGGCUUUUUUUGUUCUUUUCCAGUGCUGUAGCUGGGAAAUAAGGGUACUGCAAAGACAGGAAAUUUGUCAUUUCCAGUAAAAGUCUGAAAGUUGGUGAUACUCUAUUGUAAAAAAAAAACAAACCCCACACCAAAAACCUUUGCUUUGAAGAUGCAUUCUUGCUUAAUUCUGACAACAUUGUACAUGUAACUUGAACAAAGAUGUAAACUUGAAUGUAAAUACUCUGUUCAGUGUUGAAAUUAAGCAAUGGCAUGAAUAUUUGUUAAAACUAAUUAUUUCAUUGUAAAUGAGCAUGAAAAUCAUUCUUGCACAAUAAAUAUCUUUAUAAAA
Messenger RNA from Taeniopygia guttata (zebra finch), 5677 nucleotides. The record is from RefSeq and is a predicted model, not a curated record. Lineage: Eukaryota; Metazoa; Chordata; Aves; Passeriformes; Estrildidae.